AUGCAAGACAUUGGUAAUAAUGGAUCCAAGUAUGGUCACAAGUGCGACUUGAUUUUUAGACAGUUUAAAAAUCAACAUACUGACCCUUUGGAGUUUGGUGCCAGUGAAGCCAAGCCAAAGAUUGAGGAUGAAUCUGGUACAAAUUUUAUGAAUGAAGGCUUCUACAAAUUACCACGUAUCCUGAAAGACAUGCUGGACUCGUUACUCAAGGAAGUCAUCAUCGUUCAGAGGCUAUUCGCACUGUCGGAUUUAUCCAUUCUGGCUUGUCAAGCACGCUAAUUGAAUUGGACAGGCCCACCAAGUACAUUUCGCGUGUCUCAAGAUGCAAGACAUUGGUAAUAAGUAACUUUGUGGAGCAGUUUGGACAUACUGUUAUCCGUUAUUCGGAAAUGUCUAGAACUCCGUAUUU
Molecule: messenger RNA, 409 nt
Organism: Mucor mucedo
Lineage: Eukaryota; Fungi; Mucoromycota; Mucoromycetes; Mucorales; Mucoraceae
Exons: 3
Coding region: 1-279 (92 amino acids)
Source: RefSeq, a predicted model, not a curated record